This is a messenger RNA of Rubroshorea leprosula, 336 nucleotides long. Lineage: Eukaryota; Viridiplantae; Streptophyta; Magnoliopsida; Malvales; Dipterocarpaceae. The record is from the annotation of a GenBank genome assembly.
CUUCCUUUAGUAUUUCUCUCUAAUACUCUCCAUUCUUUCUAAAGAGUUCUAAGUGUAGACUAUUGCUGACUUAAGCAUCGGAGUGUUUACCCCGAGAACCACCCUCGGGGCUUUGCAGUUGGUAAUACAAAUCGAACGAAACAGAAAUGGGGUUGGAGGGUGUAGUGAAUAAAGGCAUGGAGUUGGGGGAGAUGGCAUUCAACAAAGUCUGGCUGAUAACUGAUAAAUGUCUGGCUGUUUCCAGUGUUGGUGUUUUCCGUUUGUUCAAAUCACCAGAGCCACCGGUUGCGGCAGUGCCAUAGGUGCAGCAGCUCUUGUUCACAACAUUGCCAUUUC